Messenger RNA from Scutellospora calospora, 529 nucleotides. NCBI's taxonomy places the organism in Eukaryota, Fungi, Glomeromycota, Glomeromycetes, Diversisporales, Gigasporaceae. The record is from the annotation of a GenBank genome assembly.
GAUGACAUGUCGUGUCGACGAUUGGGACGAUUGGACGCGUGGGGAGCUCGAAGCUCUGGAUUCCAAAUGAAGAGAUGGAUGAUGGAUGAGACACACUCUUAUCAUGCCAUGAGAGAUAGAGUAGUAGUAUAUGAAACCAAUGCUGUUCUUUCUUGUCUUGCGAGCAACGAAGUAAAACUCGCAACAGCAAUUCGAGUUAUCCACGAUGGUGGUGCUACGGGAGGUUUGAAUGAUCACAUCAUUCGUGCACCUUCAUCCCAAGCAACGUGCUCGGCGUCAAAAGAGAAGUCGUCCAGCGUAUGUAGGCAUAAAGAGACACCGAAGAAGACUCCGACGGCUAAACUCUUGAGCAGUAGUCUCGCAGCUGUAUGCAUGAACAUCCAAGAGAUUUCUUGGGACGACAUUAGCCGGCCCUUGACAUGGCACCUACAUCUGUCCUUUUCGAAAUGUCGUUCGUUCCUGUCACGAUCUCCCACACAUACGUACAUCUCACAAUCAAUCACCAUGGUUGAGGUCACUGAAUCCAGCC